AAACAAUGUCUUCAUCCAUUCUGCACAGUUGCCCCUUUUGUGGACAUGUGACCGAUAUCGCUGAGGUUUUGGCCGAUUUUGUUGAAAAUCCUCAUUGUCGUCAGGUAGAAGAAGUCUCUGUUCCAUAGUUCUUACCGGAAUACUGACCCGGGGGGGGUGUUUGGUUUCUUGCAGUGCGGUUUAUCGGCGUCUGAAGGCAAUCUGAAACUACAAGACGACCUGGUGGCGCUUUUCAACAGACAAAUGAACAUGGAAGCUUCGCCAUCCCCUCAACAACAACAACAACAACAGCAGCAGCAAGAAAAAGAAGAAGAAGUCCAUGUCUCUGCUCCUCCCAAGAUCACAUACAGUAUCACACAGCACUAUCACCAUUCCUCGCAUCUAGUACAGCCUCCUACCGCACCACAGCCCCCACCACAGAGUACCGCAACCCCGCGAUACAAUGCCACGGCGAACUGGGUCAACCGGAUCCUCGGCCACAAUGGCAUCGAGCCAUCCUCACUUACUCCAGGGCAACUGGAACUCUUUGCAAAUGCAAUGCCAGAGCAGCAGUCGCGAUUAAUCCAGAUUUGGCAGAUAUGCCCACAACCCAGCCGGAACGCGCAGAGUCUGCCUUCAUCAAGCCACUUUCCCUCAGCGGGAGCCUUCGAUAUGCAUAUGCACGACUCGAUGGUUCCGGAGAGAGAUGGGCGUGAUGGCGACGAUGAGGCCCAGGGGUAUGCCGAGCCCUACAUGAUUAGCGGGUACGGGCUAGGGGGUCAGGAGUCCGCAGCGCACAAGGCUGCACCGUUAGCCACGGAACCUAGCACUGGAUUCCCGUACAGACUUUCCAACGACCCCAUUUACCAGACUCCAGGGCAGCGCUGGUGGGAGCGUACGCAGGCAGGCUCCAUGGAAUACUAGACUUGAAUCCCUUAGCCUGUUUAUGUGAUGUGACAUGCCAUGAAGCGAUGUGUACAUUUUUUUUUUUAUAUAUAUAUCUCCUCUCUCUCUCUUUCUACGUACUCAUGCGGGAGAACAACUUCCUAGCUGAAUAAUUGCGACAUUGGUGUUUGGGUGUUGUUUUUCCCGGUUCGUUUAGCAUUGCUGCUGUAUAUGUCAGGACAAAACAAUGGCAUAUGUAUUGAAAGUCUCC
Molecule: messenger RNA, 1135 nt
Organism: Aspergillus ochraceoroseus IBT 24754
Lineage: Eukaryota; Fungi; Ascomycota; Eurotiomycetes; Eurotiales; Aspergillaceae
Exons: 1
Coding region: 250-903 (217 amino acids)
Source: RefSeq, a predicted model, not a curated record